Dracunculus medinensis (Guinea worm) is the source of this 642-nucleotide messenger RNA. Lineage: Eukaryota; Metazoa; Nematoda; Chromadorea; Rhabditida; Dracunculidae. The record is from the annotation of a GenBank genome assembly.
AUGGGAACAACUGAGAAAGCAGUGAUUUAUCGAAGAAAUGAACCUGGAACAAAACGAGAAGAAUGGUUUAAUUGGCCUGAUUUGCCUUUUGAUGAAAUGGAUAGUUCAUUAAAUACACAGCAAUAUAUACAGCAAUGUAUACAUGCUGAUCCAUCAGAUAUCGAUAAAAUUUUAAAAGCACCACCGGGACAAGAAGAAGGUGUUUGGAAAUACGAACACGUUAGGCAGUUCUGUAUGCAACUGAAUGGUUUGGCUCUAUUAUUACAAGAUGAAUGUAAACCAGAUACGUGUGUGCAGAUGACAGCUACUGAACAAUGGAUAUUUUUAUGUGCAGCUCAUAAAAAUCCGAAAGAGUGUUCUGCGAUUGAUUAUACGCGUCAUACACUUGAUGGAGCAUCAGCACUUUUAAACAGUAAUAAAUAUUUUCCUAGUCGAGUUUCAAUCAAAGAAUCUUCAAUAGCAAAGAUUGGUUCGGUAUGUCGACGUAUUUAUCGUAUUUUUUCACAUGCGUAUUUUCACCAUCGAGAACUUUUCGAUAAAUUCGAGGCUGAAACUCAUCUCUGUCGUCGUUUUACCACUUUUGUUAAAAAGUACAACUUAAUGGCUACUGAACACUUAAUUGUUCCCAUCGGCAAUGAAUGA